Messenger RNA from Nomascus leucogenys (northern white-cheeked gibbon), 444 nucleotides. RefSeq names its product HLA class II histocompatibility antigen, DRB1-1 beta chain-like. Gene Ontology annotation, biological process: peptide antigen assembly with MHC class II protein complex; positive regulation of T cell activation; antigen processing and presentation of exogenous peptide antigen via MHC class II. Gene Ontology annotation, cellular component: late endosome membrane; lysosomal membrane; MHC class II protein complex. The transcript is spliced from 5 exons. The record is from RefSeq and is a predicted model, not a curated record. Gene Ontology annotation, molecular function: MHC class II protein complex binding. The annotation marks the transcript as partial. Lineage: Eukaryota; Metazoa; Chordata; Mammalia; Primates; Hylobatidae.
GUGCAGAGAGGUCUGGAUCCUACUGUGACUGUGUAUCCUUCAAAGACCCAGCCCCUGCAGCACCACAGCCUCCUGGUCUGCUCUGUGAGUGGUUUCUAUCCAGGCAGCAUUGAAGUCAGGUGGUUCUGGAACAGCCAGGAAGAGAAGGCUGGGGUGGUGUCCACAGGCCUGAUCCAGAAUGGAGACUGGACCUUCCAGACCCUGGUGAUGCUGGAAACAGUUCCUCGGAGUGGAGAGGUUUACACCUGCCAAGUGGAGAACUCAAGCGUGACGAGCCCUCUCACAGUGCAAUGGAGAGCACAGUCUGAAUCUGCACAGAGCAAGAUGCUGAGUGGAGUUGGGGGUUUUUUGCUGGGCCUGCUCUUCCUUGGGGCCGGGCUGUUCAUCUACUUCAGGAAUCAGAAAGGACACUCUGGACUUCAGCAAACAGGACCCCCGAGCUGA